AUGGCAGAAGACGACGACUUCCAUGACGCAGUGGAAGAGCUGAGAGUGGGACAGCGGGAGGUUGACGUGGCAGCUGAGCCUGGACCUGAGACUCCAGGCGAUUCAGAGAGCCAGAGUAAGAGCAAGAAGAAGAACAAGAAGAAGAAGAAGAAGGCCAAUGGCCAGGAUGGCACGUACAACAGCGCCAAUGCCAGUUCGACGGACUUGUUAUCGGUAGGAGUACCAGAGAGUGGUGCAUCCUCGGUGUACGAUGACAGAAGUGCUGUUUACGAAGAGAACGAUGAAGCAGUCGGGCCAGAGGAGACAUUCAUAGAAGCUUAUGGUCAAGACGAUGACAACGAUGACGACAGGUCUUCUAUCAUCCCUUCUAUCCAUGACCAGGCCACCACAACGACGGCCAGCUCGUCACCGCCGCUCCCAGAUAGGAAGCCCAUCAAGGACUGCCUUAGAAUGGACUUGCCCACUGCACAGUUGGUCGACUCGACAGAGUCAUUGGUCAUUGGCAAGACCCGCAAGGCUGUCCAUGUGCGUAGUGCUUCGAGUGAGCUACGGUCCGCUUCCAACUACCUUCUAGAGCUGAAGUUCUCUCAGUUGGACAAGGAAUUCCAGGCGAAGGACUCCAAGCUGAAGGAAUUGAUCAACACAGGGACUCAAAACAUCAAGAAGACGUUCAACGACAUCAAGAACACCGUGGGUGGGUUUGGCGAUAUGUUUGGGUACAAGAUUGACUGGGACUUCUGGACAAGGGUGGUCAACGACUACCAGUCCGUGGUGAUGAACGAGAGCGACGAAUUGAACAACAAGAUCACGCGGGGGAUCCCCAAGGAGUUCAGAGGGAUCAUAUGGCAAUUGAUCAGUAAGCUGAAGAACUUCCAGUUGGAAGAGUUCUACAUACACUUGAAGAACGACACGUCCAUCCACGAGAAGGCCAUCAAGCGAGACUUGACUAGAACGUCCUUCUUCACACACGUGGAACAGGUCGGGAAGAGCGAAGAGUUGUUCAAUGUGAUCAAGGCGUACUCGUUGUUUGACCCAGACGUGGGCUACACCCAGGGAAUGAUCUUCGUUGGAGUGCCCUUGAUCAUGAAUAUGACUGACAGCGAGUGCUUUUGCUUAUUGGUGACUAUAAUGAAAGAAUACAACUUGAGAUCGCUAUUCUGCCCUGAGAUGAAGGGGUUGCAUUUGCUCUUGUAUCAAUUCGAUAGGUUGUUGGAGAUGUACUGCCCACGGUUGUUCAACCAUUUGGUGAAGCAGGGGAUCAAGUCCUCGAUGUACGCUCUGCAGUGGUUCUUGACGUUUUUUGCAUACAAGUUCCCGCUUGAUAUUGUGUUGAGGAUCUAUGAUAUCGUCAUCACCCAGGGGAUGGAGUCUAUCUUGAAGUUUGCGGUCAAUUUGAUGGUGAAGAACGAACUGAACUUGUUAACGUUGAGGUUCGACAAGUUGAUCGAGUUCUUGAAGGACAAGUUGUUCAACUUCUACGUGAACGAGGAGUAUGUAGAAGAAUCUCUGAACGGUGCAGGUGGCAGUUCCAACACGGGACUUAGGUCUUCCAGGACAGCAUCGGUGUCAAGAAGAUUUUCGAUUCUUGGUAAGAGAAACUCAUCUUCCAUAUCUCAAACCAGCAACAGCUCUCCUCACAACAACGGAUACUACAAGUUGGAUCAGCUCGUGAUCGAUUCCAUGACUAUCAACGUUCUACCAUUCGACUUGAAGAAGUUUGAGAAUGAAUUUGAAAGCAUCUACAUAAAUGAAAAGUCCAAAGAAUCGGAGAUUGAAAGUAUGAGAGAGCAGAAUGGCAUCCUCAGACACGAAAUAAAGCAGUUGGAGACCCUGUAUUCCAACUUACAUAGAGAUCACGUUGAGAUUGUGCAGGAAAUGGUAGACAUUAAAGUUUCGCUUCCAGAAGUCGUUAAUGACAACCUUGAUUUGCAGGGAAUGAUAGAGCAAACAAAGGAGGACUUGGCAGAUUUGCAGUCUAAAAUGGAAAUCGAAAAUGAUGCCAAUAGUGGGAAGGGGUUUGAUGAUGUGGAGGGCUACGGGUUGAAGUCCCCAUCUCUUCCUACCAACAUCGAAAGCGAUAUUCAUGAAUUGUUAUUGAAAAAUGCACAAGAGACAGAGAAAUUUGCCAACCUAGAAGAUGAGUUGGAAGGUCUAUUGGCCGAGGAGGCAGAAUUGGAUUCCGAAUUGGAUAUCUUAAAGGGUAACAAGAAAUGGUUUAGAUGGUAG
Messenger RNA from Dujonia railenensis, 2226 nucleotides. Lineage: Eukaryota; Fungi; Ascomycota; Pichiomycetes; Serinales; Debaryomycetaceae. The record is from the annotation of a GenBank genome assembly.